This is a messenger RNA of Cokeromyces recurvatus, 274 nucleotides long. RefSeq lists its product as uncharacterized. The record is from RefSeq and is a predicted model, not a curated record. NCBI's taxonomy places the organism in Eukaryota, Fungi, Mucoromycota, Mucoromycetes, Mucorales, Mucoraceae. The transcript is spliced from 3 exons. The coding region runs from base 26 to 259 and encodes 77 amino acids.
CUUUCCUCUUCUUUCUAUCAGAAUCAUGGCAAUAAAAGGUCCUAUAUAUUGGGCUGUUGUGCCAUUCACAAUUAUUACAGUAUUUACUAUUUCUAAAGCUGGUAAUAAACCAUCCCCAUCACAGCAUCCUAUACGAUUUAUACCAUCAGGAGAACCUCAAUUUGAUUCAGCAAAUAUGGAUAGAAUUCGUGCUGACUGGCAUUUAAAAAAUAAUGGAAUUGGAUUACGAGAUGUUAGUCGAAGUGGAGGAGGUGUUUAAAUUGUAUUGUGUCUG